Molecule: messenger RNA, 537 nt
Organism: Portunus trituberculatus (swimming crab)
Lineage: Eukaryota; Metazoa; Arthropoda; Malacostraca; Decapoda; Portunidae
Product: piggyBac transposable element-derived protein 3-like
Exons: 1
Coding region: 1-537 (178 amino acids)
Molecular function (GO): sequence-specific DNA binding
Source: RefSeq, a predicted model, not a curated record
AUGAAACAUGUGCAUGCAGCUGACAACACUGAUCUUGAUAAAGAGGACAAGUUUGCCAAAGUGUGUCCUAUUCUGGACAUUCUAAAUGAACGUUUUCUGAAGUAUGGCGAAGUCUUUGGUCCAACUUCAAUAUCUAUCAAUGAAUCGAUGGUCUCGUACUAUGGAGGACAUCCAACUAAACAAUUCAUCCGUGGUAAACCUAUUCGCUGGGGUUAUAAAGCAUGGAUAGCAGCUUCUCUAUUAGGAUAUUCUUAUUUCAUUGAUUUGUAUCAAGGAAAACAUCGAGCAAAGAGUGACAGCUGCUACAAAGAUACUUAUGGCCUAGGUGGAGAAGUAGUUCUAAAAAUGCUCGAUAGACUUGAGUCUCAGUACCCUGGAAGAAAAUUUUCUCUAUUCUUUGAUAACUUCUUCACGUCAAUCAGACUCUUGGAGACAAUCAAAGAAAGAGGACACUCUGCGACUGGAACAGUUCGUAGCAACAGAACAGAAAAGUGUCCCCUGAGCAAUGCCAAACAGUUUGAGAAACGUUCACGAUGA